AAGGCAACAAUUUAUUUAGUCUAUACAAAUAUUUUUUUUUUUUUUUUUGUUGUAAAUAAUUUUCUUUUCUUUUUAAAAUAAAUUAUCAUGACUAUUGAAGAGACUACUAUGAAUAGAGACGAUGACAAGCAACUUCCAUUUGAAAUUCAUAUUCCUGAUGUUAUAGCACAUCGUGGAUUUUCUGCCAAAAAUCCUGAGAAUACGCUUAUUUCAUAUAAAAAUGCUAUUGAAGCAGGUACAAGUGCAUUAGAAGGAGAUAUUCGCCUAAGUAAAGAUAAGGAAAUUGUCAUGAUGCAUGAUUUGACUUUGAAUAGAACGACUACAGGAACUGGAGCAGUGCAUGAUCAAGACUGGUAUGGAUACAUAGACAAGUUAACAACUAAAACAAACCCACCACAGCCUAUUCCAAGAUUAAACGAUGUACUAGAUCUGUUAUUGACAACUACAAAUGAUAAACUCUACAUGAUUGUGGAUAUUAAAUACGAUAAUCCUAUUGAAAUAUUAAAUGUGCUUUCAAAUCUAUUAAAUGAGGACUAUGUUAAGGAAUAUCCUCAAUUAACACAUCAAUUGAUUAUUGGUAUUUGGAGUCUUGAAUUCUUGGAAAGAGCAAAGAUCUUGUUUCCUCAAUUUAAACUCUGUUUCAUCGGUCUCUCUAUCUCUGCUGCUCGUACUCAUUUUAUCGAAUCAGUCGACUGUCUUAGUUUACCUUUUGCUGCUCUAGCAAAUGAGGAUGGUCAAUUAUUCAUAAAGGAAGCUCAUACACGAAAAAAGAAGGUCUUCAGUUGGACAAUCAAUGACCCUGAUCAGAUGAAAACUUGUGUUCUCUGGAAGAUUGACGGUAUCAUUGGUGAUAACGUGACUACCCUCAUAGAGAACGUACAGAGGAUACCAAAGUCAAUUGUCAGUCUCGAUGAUUACCAAGUCUUUAUCAAUACAGACCACUUUCUUAUUUCAAAGAGAAGAAGGUUAUAUUACUAUAUUCUUGCUAAAAUUAUGCAAUUUGUCAGCUGGAAAAUAAUUGGUGUCUAAAUGAAUGAAUAAAAUUAUUUCGUCUGUUAUAGACAACACUACUUGGUUGAAACAGUAGAAUGUAUGUACGUGUGUAUGUGUAUGUGUAUGUGUAUGUGUAUGUGUAUGUGUAUGUGUAUGUGUAUGUGUAUGCGU
Messenger RNA from Cokeromyces recurvatus, 1164 nucleotides. RefSeq names its product PLC-like phosphodiesterase. The transcript is spliced from 4 exons. Gene Ontology annotation, biological process: lipid metabolic process. The record is from RefSeq and is a predicted model, not a curated record. Gene Ontology annotation, molecular function: phosphoric diester hydrolase activity. Lineage: Eukaryota; Fungi; Mucoromycota; Mucoromycetes; Mucorales; Mucoraceae. The coding region runs from base 88 to 1029 and encodes 313 amino acids.